UUUUUUUUCCAUCGCCAUAGUAAGAAAAAAUGCCACACUCAUUCGGUCUCCGUGCUCGUACUAGAUACUUAUUCUCCCGUGGUUUCAAACAACACGGUCUCUUAAAGACCACCACUUUCUUAAGAACCUUCAAACUUGGUGACUACGUUGAUGUCAAAGCCACCGGUAAUGUCCACAAAGGUAUGCCACACAAAUUCUACCACGGUCGUACCGGUCGUGUUUGGAAUGUCACUCCACGUUCAGUUGGUGUCAUCAUCAACAAACGUGUUGGUCCAAGAAUCAUUGCCAAGAAAAUCCACGUCAGAAUUGAACACGUCAAACCAUCAAACUCAAUGGCUGCUCACUUAAAACGUAUCGAAGAAAACAAAAAAGUUGUCGCUGAUGCCAAGAAAAAUAACACCUGGGUUUCAACCAGACGUACUCCAGCUGCUCCAAAAGCCGGUUUCUUCGUUAACCCAAGAGACACUGAAGUCCAAACCAUCGCUCCAUUACGUUAUGAAUUAUUACUUUAAAGAACUUGAUAAUUUAUAUAUAAAAGUGAUUUAUAAAAUAAAAAUUUACUAAAAA
Molecule: messenger RNA, 567 nt
Organism: Dictyostelium purpureum
Lineage: Eukaryota; Evosea; Eumycetozoa; Dictyosteliales; Dictyosteliaceae
Product: ribosomal protein L21
Exons: 2
Coding region: 30-512 (160 amino acids)
Biological process (GO): translation
Cellular component (GO): ribosome; cytosolic large ribosomal subunit
Molecular function (GO): structural constituent of ribosome
Source: RefSeq, a predicted model, not a curated record